UUAAACAUCUCUAGCGUCGCGUGAUUUGAGCGUCAUCAGCUGCUGGCGUACAUCAGUGGCGCACGUUGCACUUGGGAAAUAUUUUGCUAUACGGUUUUAUAAGUAAAAUUCUCAUGGCAAAUGGUGCGGAAGAUGUCAUAUUUUGUCGUGGGGCGGGUCAAAGUGAUGAUUCUGACAUUUGGGAUGAUACAGCUUUGAUUAAAGCCUAUGAUAAAGCGGUUGCGUCGUUCAAGAAUGCAUUGAAAGGAGAGGACAAUGAGACACCACACAAAAAAGAUAACCCCGGAAAGAAGCGGAAAAACAACAAAAAGAGUAAGAGCAGAAAAAGAUGUAACGCAGCACCUGAUAAAGAGUGGCAGGUUGGGGACUCCUGUAAUGCUUACUGGUCUGAAGAUGGCAACUUGUACUCUGCUACGAUUUCCUCCAUCGAUCAGGAGAAGGGCACCUGUGUGGUCCUUUAUACUGAAUAUGGGAAUGAGGAGGAGCAGAACCUCAGUGACCUUCUGACAGAGGCUUCAGAUUUGGAUGAAGACACUCUGAAAACUUCAGAUGUUUGUGGAGUCAAAGAGGCUGAGUCCUCAACAGAGGAGAGUGAUCGAUCUUUAACCCCAAAGCAGUCCGGUCACCCGAAGCACAAAUCUAAAGGCAGAUCUCCCAUGGGACCUCCAUCGUGGAUUCCUGGUUUCCCUCCUGGACUCCCUCCUGGACUCCCUCCUGGACUCCCUCCUGGACCCCCACCUGGACCCCACUUCCAAAAGACGGAUGGCAAACGAUCAGAAGGUCCUGGACAUUUCUUCCCUGGAUGGCCUCCCAUGAUGCCACCAGGUCCCCCGAUGAUCCCACCGCCUCCACCAAUGAGUCCAGACUCUCUAGAGGAUGACGAGGCUUUGGGCAGCAUGCUUAUUUCCUGGUACAUGAGCGGCUAUCACACAGGAUACUAUUUGGGCUUAAAACAAGGUCGUAGAGAGGCUGCAGCAUCUAAGAAGUCACAUCGGAAAUAAAAAUACAGCGAACGAAAUAUGAACGUGAUGAUGCAGCAGACUUGAUUCACUUUUUUUUUUUUGUAUUCUUUGUAAAUAAAUAAAUAAAUGAAUUAAAAGUAAUUGUGCUCUUUUCCAAA
Messenger RNA from Megalobrama amblycephala (Wuchang bream), 1120 nucleotides. It is a transcript of the gene smn1, whose product is annotated as survival of motor neuron 1, telomeric. Gene Ontology annotation, molecular function: RNA binding. Gene Ontology annotation, biological process: mRNA processing. The coding region runs from base 114 to 1001 and encodes 295 amino acids. Gene Ontology annotation, cellular component: nucleus; cytoplasm. The record is from RefSeq and is a predicted model, not a curated record. The transcript has 9 exons. NCBI's taxonomy places the organism in Eukaryota, Metazoa, Chordata, Actinopteri, Cypriniformes, Xenocyprididae.